Molecule: messenger RNA, 804 nt
Organism: Chaetura pelagica (chimney swift)
Lineage: Eukaryota; Metazoa; Chordata; Aves; Apodiformes; Apodidae
Gene: GCNA
Product: acidic repeat containing
Exons: 5
Coding region: 1-804 (267 amino acids)
Cellular component (GO): nucleus
Source: RefSeq, a predicted model, not a curated record
AUGAAAACCCCCAAAUCUGUUUAUACAAAGGUGGAUGCGAGGCUCAGGGUGUGCUCAGUGCCUGGCUGUUUCCUGCAAGAUCUCUCAAAUCCAGCUUCCCACUACAUGAAGUAUUUCAAGAAGAACAAAGAGGAGCUGACACAGAAGCUCUACAGUCUGUACAACAGCACCAUCUUUGAGCAGCAGUUACCAGAGAAGAUGGCAAUAAUCUGGAAUAAGAAAAUGAGAAAAACAGCAGGAUAUUGUGUGACUGGGCAGACAGCAGGUCCUGAAGCAAAGCGUUAUGCUCGCAUAGAACUUUCUGAGAAGGUCUGUGACUCUGCAGAUCGUCUUCGAGACACGCUGAUCCAUGAGGCUUGCCAUGCAGCCACCUGGCUGAUCCAUGGUGUUCGUGAUGGACAUGGACAGUUCUGGAGGUUCUAUGCCGAUAAAUCAGCUGUGAUUCACCCAGAGCUACCAGUAGUAACACGGUGCCACAACUAUGAGAUUAAUUACAAAUUCACCUACAUGUGUGUUCUCUGCAAAGCCAGGAUUGGGCGCCAUUCCAAGUCUCUGGACACGGACCGCUUCGUGUGUGCAUUCUGUGGGGGGCAGCUGGUCCUGAGCCAACCUGCUGGGAAGGAUGGCACUCCUGCCAGGACACACCUCACCCCCUUUGCAAAGUAUGUGAAAGAGAACUAUGGCCUUGCUAAAAGGGAGCAGCAGGAGCUGGGCCACGCAGACUUGAUGCGGAAGCUCAGCGCUGAUUUUGCUUUAAAAACGAGGCUUCAGGACUCCCUCCAACAGCUCAGUACAUCUCCUUGA